CAUAAUCAGUCGCUACAGCAUCGUAACCCUGCUCCCUGUCUUUGUCGUAAGUUCAAUAUACGCCGAUUAUUCGUACACCCAAAAAUACAAAGCGCAAAAACAGCGACAAAAUGAAACUGAGGUACUUGAUCCCUAAAGACAUCUACCUGAUUGCCUUCCCUGCGUUUGGCUUCGCUUUUGGAUGGUAUUUGGACAGGAAGGAGACCGAGCGUUUGACCCUUUUCAGGGACAAGAGCGCGCUAUACGGCCGGGUUUUGAAGGAGGGCGAAGCCCCAUCAUGGCCCUAGAAUUGUAGUUAAAUAAAUGUAAAUAAACAAUUGUA
This is a messenger RNA of Tribolium castaneum (red flour beetle), 322 nucleotides long. It is a transcript of the gene ND-MNLL, whose product is annotated as NADH dehydrogenase (ubiquinone) MNLL subunit. The record is from RefSeq and is marked validated. Gene Ontology annotation, cellular component: mitochondrion. Lineage: Eukaryota; Metazoa; Arthropoda; Insecta; Coleoptera; Tenebrionidae.